Molecule: messenger RNA, 1895 nt
Organism: Gracilinanus agilis (Agile Gracile Mouse Opossum)
Lineage: Eukaryota; Metazoa; Chordata; Mammalia; Didelphimorphia; Didelphidae
Gene: SLC25A43
Product: solute carrier family 25 member 43
Exons: 5
Coding region: 1-765 (254 amino acids)
Biological process (GO): transmembrane transport
Source: RefSeq, a predicted model, not a curated record
AUGUGUGAUCUUGAGUUCCUACUGCUCUUCAUGGAUGAUCUGGGUUAUGUUUCCCAAGGGAGUGCAAUCAUGGCUGGAAGUCUUGCCGGCAUGGUCGCUACUAUUGUGACCUACCCAACGGAUGUCAUCAAAACUCGGCUGAUCGUGCAGAAUCUGCUGAAACCAUCUUACACAGGGAUCGUACAUGCCUUCUAUAGUAUUUAUCACCAGGAAGGCUUUCUAGCCCUUUACCGAGGAGUCUCUCUCACCAUUAUAGGUGCUCUGCCAUUCUCUGCUGGCUCUUUCCUAGUUUACGUGAACCUGAAUCGCAUCUGGAAAGGGCCUCGAGAUCGGUUUUCCCCACUCCAGAACUUUGCCAACAGCUGCCUCGCCGCUGGGGUCACCCAGACAAUCUCCUACCCUUUUGAUACAGUAAAGAGGAAGAUGCAGGCCCAGAGUCACUGCUUCUCUCCUUAUGGUAGAGUAGAUCCCAACUUCUCAGGGGCAGUGGACUGCUUCCGACAGAUAGUGAAGACCCAGGGUGUGCCAGCCCUCUGGAAUGGACUGACAGCCAGCUUGCUAAAGAUCGUCCCAUAUUUUGGAGUUAUGUUUAGCACUUUUGAGUUUUGCAAGAGGAUCUGCCUUUAUCAGAAUGGCUAUACUGUGUCCCCUUUGAGCUAUAAGCUCACCCCAGGAGUAGAUCAGAGUUUACAGCCGCAAGAGUUACGGGAAUUUCAGAAGUUACUCAAAAAUGGCAAUUUGGGGGCAAGAAAACCCACCCUGUAAAACUGAACGAGGCUGAGACUCUAUGGCUGAAAGGUAUGUUAAAAACAUACAUAUAUGUGGUCAGAAGUGGCUGCCUCCAUCCACUGUCCUGAAAAAAUGAGAAGCUGGAACCUUAUAGCACCAUCUGAUCUGUGGACCACUGCCCCAUUUCAUGGCGACACCACUGUAGACUUGGAGGCCAACUGAUUAAAGUGCCUGGAGCUGUCCAUCGCUGUCCCGUAAAUGACACCCAAUUGCCCAGGGAUUUCCCAGACUGGGCAGUCGGUCCCAGUUCAAAGCUUCCCAAGGUCAGCUUUCCAAAGCCACAAUCAAACUCAUCUCUGUAGUGGAUAGAUGAUAAAGACCCGAAGAAGCAGAUUUGCUGGGCUCUUAAUCUUAAGAGUUCAGAAUGUAGACUGAAGUGAACAUUAACAAAAUGGGCAUCACACCAACUCGCGCUUUGCUUGCCAGUAUGCGAAGCUUACAGCAACUUGCAAAGACUAAAAAAUUUACCCAAAGUGGCACAGACCCAGUUGGAAUAGUUUGGCCCAGACCUUCCCAGGUUAAGGGAUCAUGGUUUCAUCCUUAUCCUAUUUAGUAUCAUAGAAUAGGUCAGGUUUCCAAAGAAACACAUUUUUAUGUAGAUCCAUUUCGUGAUGCCACAAGAAACUCCAAACUGCCCUCAACAGACUCGAUGGCCUGUAAAAAUGACUUACCAAUGCCUCUGACCUUCAUAAUUUCACUCUUCCCUAGCAAAGCCAAGAAUUAGUGCCUAAUUUUGAUAGCUCCAUUCAUUUUCUACCAUGGCCCAGUUGCAAAGAAGGAAAGUCAGAGAGCCUUAGCUUAAUUUUAGAAGGUCAUCAAGUUUGAAUCUUAUAUGAAUCAUGAAAUGAUCUCCAGAUGACACAAAACCAGAACAGAACAGAAAGGGACUUUGAGCUAAUCAUAACCAAGUAGAGAAUUGUCUUUCAGGAGCAAAAUACCUUGGAGGGUCUACACUAAGGGCAUAUGACUCUACCUUUGAAAUAAUUCUCACUUACAUUGUUCCAAAAAUAAUUGAAUAGCUAGUUGUUCAUUUAAUGGCCACAUCUUUGUGGUUGGGCCAUUUUUCUCUUCUUUUUCAAUGUUUGGAAGAUAUAUUGUAUAUUAAA